Molecule: messenger RNA, 4362 nt
Organism: Lachancea thermotolerans CBS 6340
Lineage: Eukaryota; Fungi; Ascomycota; Saccharomycetes; Saccharomycetales; Saccharomycetaceae
Gene: UFD4
Product: putative ubiquitin-protein ligase UFD4
Exons: 1
Coding region: 1-4362 (1453 amino acids)
Biological process (GO): proteasome-mediated ubiquitin-dependent protein catabolic process; protein polyubiquitination
Cellular component (GO): nuclear speck
Molecular function (GO): ubiquitin protein ligase activity
Source: RefSeq, a predicted model, not a curated record
AUGUCAAGAGACGAGAUCAGGCAUUCAAUGAACCGCGACUACGAUAGCGACGGGGACUUUGUUAUCCGGCCAAGUAGACAAAAUGAUUAUGAAGAUGAAGACGUAGCAGAAGAGGAAAAUGAAUAUUCGUACCCCGAGGAGGUUGAUGAUGAUGUUGAAUCGUAUGAGGGAAACAUGUAUCACUUUGGAGACGAAGAGAACGAAAGAGAUGAAGCAUACGAAAAUUCGCAAGACAGUGAACAUUCCGGGGAAAACCCCACUGAAGAAGUUGAUGGUAAUGAAGGGGAUGAUAUUGAAGACGAACUCCGCAAUACAACGCUGCGGGGUGCGCAAAGGCAGUCUUCCUUGCAGGAAUUACUUGGGUCCUUAGCCCAGAACAUGGAGGGGCCUUCCCGUGAACACGGUGGAGAGAAUUCACGAAGAGUCAACAUAGCUGAUAUUUUUCCUGAGAUGUUCAGUAUGAUGGGAGCUGGGCGUUCAACUGGUAGAGGCAACCCACGACUAAUCAAGCUUUUGGAUAAUGUUACGAACGCGCAGGACGACCCGUAUAUCGCUAUGGAAAGUUUAAGGGAGCUGUCGGAGCAAUUGCUAAUGAUGAGUCCGCUAGCGGCAGAACGCGCUGUGCCUCAGGAAGACCUUUUAAAAGGAAUAGUUGAUAUAUUCAUGGACCCGUUGCUUCAAGGCGAGCUUGAGCUGCAGCUCAUAGCGUUUCGUUGCUUGUACAACCUGUUCGAAGUCAACCCGGACAUGAUUUCGAUAGCGGUCGACAGAAAUGUUAUUGCCGCAUGCAACGAUAAACUGGCAGAGAUAAGCUACAUUGAUUUGGCAGAACAAGUUUUGGAAACGCUUGAAAUUAUAUCUCGUCUGCACGGAAGAAGCGUUCUGCAAUCAGGCAGCUUGCUGGCUUGUUUACAAUAUUUGGACUUUUUUACCUCUCAUGCGCAGAGAAAGGCAGUUACUAUAGUGGUGAAUUCAUGCGCAAAAAUACGAGCGGUUGACCUGGGUCACAUAUCAGACAUCAUGUGGAGGCUCAAAGAAAUCUUCGUGAGCUCCCAAGAUCAUUCGCUCCGGCAAAAUAUGUUGAAUGUGUUUUACGGUAUUUGCGCCGGGUUAGGAAGGGGUGACAAGACACUUGAAGGACUAUUUGAUUUCGAGCUCAUUGAAAGUAUCAUGCAACUCAUUUCAAAUGGGGAAACUAACCUUGAGAGCAGGCUCAAAGCAUUUGAUAUACUUUCUCAAGUUUUGGUAAGUGGGGAAGUAUUAGCACCCCAAAUAAUUGGAUGCGGAAGGGUUUUGGAUAUGUUAAUGAGCUCCAUGAAUGAGUACAAAAAGAGUACAGCAUCUCAGUUGCAUGAAACUGUAAUGUUCGCACCAAAGCCCUUGCUAACAUGUAUUUCGCGGUUUAUUGUUGUGCUUUUCCCAGGAGAAGACAAACAAAUUCUUUCGGCGGAUACUCCGAAACAAUACGAAUUUCAAGGAAUAGAAGAACAGUCAAGGCAGCUAGUUAAAGGCCUAGGUCCGUUUUUGGUUCAAGUGUAUGUCAACGCCGUGGACUUCCAAAUUCGGCGACUUGUGUUGGUCGCUCUCGCUCGUGUCUUGUCACCACAUAUUCCCAUCGAGACUUGUGAUAUAGACAAAGGGAUUGUUUCCAUGAUUGCUUCUAGCCUCGCACGUAACAUGGCACUUUUUGAGCAGAGUGGCUUCAAGGAUCAAGUUUCUGGGGUGCUUCUUCUGGGAAGUUUGCGGCUUGUGACAUCACUUCUUGAGAAAAAUGCUUCCGAACACUUGCCGGCUUUUGUGAGGGAAGGUGUUUUUGAGUCAUUCAAGUCGUUUUCAAAGGAGUUAUCCUCAAUUGUUCCCGAGUCCUUAGAGAAGACACAAGCUGGGGACCCUCCUCAAAACAACGGAAAGUUUACUGACAUUAGUGAUACAAAUAGCGAGUCUAACUACCAUAGCGAUGAUGACGACUAUAAUAUGGAAUUUGAAGGUAUGGAGAGUCCAGAUCAUACACGGCCUAAUCGAGUUUGCUUUCGUAUUUUGAAACACCUAAAAUUGAACUAUGUCCAAAAUGAGCUGGCUAACACGCUUGAGAGUGUGAUUGAAUCCUACGGAGGCGAAGGCGCUGUAAUUAGCGAGAUCAGCGAAAUUAACUCGCUAGUCGAGCGUCUUCGCCUGCUAGACGUUCAUUCUGAUACAUACGAGUACUGGCAACGUAUUUGGCUGGAAGUGAAAUCCAAACUUUUCAUGAGUAAUUUUGUUUGCUCGGGAUUUGAGUUCAUUUCCAGUGGCUUGGCAGACGAAAUGUCGAAGCUGGUUCUCAGCAACUCUUCUAAGAGCAGCAUUUGCCAAAGGGCUUUGAUAGAGACAUUUGGUGAAGACCUUGAGACGUUUGCCGAAAUUAUUCAAUCGGCGCUUACUCGCCUGGAAUCUUUCGAGUUAUUAGACUGUGGAUUACAUGGCGAAGAUGGGAAAGGAGCCUCUUUGGGGAAACAGGUUAAAAUAAGGCUUGAAUACGAUGGCGAUGCAGUCGAAGAUGGAAUUCCAAAAAACCUGCAGGCAGUUACUGUUGCAAUCCAUUGCGUAGCAACAUUUAGAUCUCUCAAUGAGUUCUUGAAACACCGAGUAUUACAAAGUCAGCUGAUAACCUCUUUAAUACCUGCUUUGGCUAUGCGGGUUGAUCGGCAGGACGACGAUGUGAAAUGGAGCUUCGAUUUCGCGUUUAACAACACAAAAUGUGAUCAUCAAGACACCAUUUUUGGGGCGAUAUUUAGGCCUAUCAAGAACGCAGGGAAGGAUAGUAAGUCGCUCUGGAGUGAACCGCACAUUAUCAGAUAUAAGAAGGCACAGGGGAAGGACAGUGACCAAAAAUUGAGUACCCUAUACUUCGGCGGCCCAAGAGGGUUGAAUGAACUUGGCAGGCUUGAAGGUCUCCUUGUCCUUCUUAAAUGUCUCAGAGGUAGUUCUUUGCGGCCUGAAUGUUUUGUCAAUUCAAAGAUAAGUGCUAAGCUAGCAUGCCAGCUGGAAGAGCCCCUUAUUGUUGCGGGCGGGUUACUUCCUUCGUGGACUGUGCUCCUCACAAGGAAUUACCCAUUUCUGUUCCCCUUUGAAACUCGGAUGUUCUUUCUACAAAGCUCUUCAUUUGGACAUGGAAGGUUGAUUCAAGUUUGGAGAAAUCGCGUGGGUAGCGACAAGGGAGACUUUGCUGACGCUUUGCAUCAAUUGGGCAGGCCAACAAGGAGGAAGCUUAAAGUUUCAAGGGGAGCGGUUUUCCUAAGCGCAUUGAAGAUCCUGGAUAAGUACGGCUCAACGCCCAACAUUUUAGAGGUUGAGUUCCUCAAUGAAGUGGGAACGGGACUAGGUCCUACUCUAGAAUUCUUUGCCAUUGUAUCGAAAGAGUUCGCGUACAAAUCUUUGAGAAUGUGGAGGUCUGAGAAUUUUAAUUCCUGUAAAGAGGGCGAACUAGUUGAGGAGCAUCUUUUUCCUGCACCUUUACUAGCCUCAAGUAAUCAAGAAAAAACCCUAGAGCUUUUCCACAAACUGGGAACUUUUGUAUCAAGGUCCAUGCUGGAUGAUAGAAUUUUGGAUUUUCGUUUCAGCAAAGCAUUUUUUGAGCUGGCUCACAUGUAUGCUAGAAACGAGAAAAUUCGAUUUGAUGAUUUCGACUUGACAAUCGACUACAUGAGCAUGGUUGAUCCACACUUAGCCAAGUCUAUGAAAUACCUGUUCACCCUUAAAAAUGAUCAUGACUUCGAAUCUUUGUCUUUGACAUUUUAUCUUUCAGGGUACAACAUAGAGUUGAUUGAAAACGGCAAAGAUGUUGCCGUAACUAUUGAAAACUUCCCUGACUAUUUCGAAAGGUUGUCAGAUCAGGUCUUGGGCACUGGAGUUAAAAUGCAGAUCCAAAGUUUUAUUGAAGGGUUUUCUCGAACGUUCCCAUAUACUUCUUUGUUGGCAUUGACUCCGGACGAGCUUACGGACCUAUUUGGUAGUGUAGAGGAAGAUUGGACACACGAGACUUUGUAUGCGUAUGUUGAUGCAGAUCAUGGCUACAGUCACGAUUCAAACAUCAUCCACGACCUCAUAUCCAUUAUGACAUCUUUUUCCAAGGCGGAGCGCCGCCUCUUCCUUGAGUUUUUAACAGGAUCUCCCAAGUUGCCGAUAGGCGGUUUCAAAAGUCUAAACCCAAGGAUGACGGUAGUUCGGAAGCAUACAGAGAACGAUCUAGAGCCGGAUCAUUACCUCCCAAGUGUAAUGACGUGCGCAAACUAUUUGAAAUUGCCCAAGUAUAGCAAUAAAGAUGUUUUGAAGUCAAGAGUUCUGCAAGCCAUGAAAGAAGGUCUGGGAGCUUUCCUGCUAUCUUGA